Messenger RNA from Rubroshorea leprosula, 3328 nucleotides. Lineage: Eukaryota; Viridiplantae; Streptophyta; Magnoliopsida; Malvales; Dipterocarpaceae. The record is from the annotation of a GenBank genome assembly.
AAUAAAACAUAUUAUUAUGCUCAAAUAAGAAAGUUCCUCUACUGUUAGUCACUUGCAUACACUAUUUUAUUUUUUUAAAUAUUCUUAGCUUGAAACCAUCAUGCCGCACAGAGAAAUGGGGAUCCUCACAAUGCUCUCUACAUCACUCUGCCUCCCUUUUUUCUUCCUCUGUCUUAAAGCUGCCUUCUCAUCCUCUUUACAUGCUUCUUCCUUCUCAGCAACACAUCGCUGCUCUCAUGAGGAGGCUCUUGCUUUGCUGCAAUUCAAGACUUCCUUUUCCAUCAAUUUCACUGCUUCUAAUCCUGAUUCAUGUAAAUAUUAUUAUACCAAACCUUAUUCUAAGACUGAAUCAUGGAAGGAAGGUAUAGACUGUUGUUUCUGGGAUGGGGGCCUCAAUCUUGCCUUCAAUAAUUUUAGGCUUUCCAAGAUUCCACCAGAAAUCAGUCAGUUUACUAGACUAAAGCAUCUUGAUAUCUCUUCUUCUCAAUUUUCGGGCCAAGUUCCAGCAGAAAUUGCUCACCUCCCCAAGUUAGUUUCUCUCAAUCUCUCUAAUUAUUACAAUUCUUCUGACUUGAUCCUUGAAACAACUACCUUCAAAAAUCUUGUUCAUAACUUGAGUGAGGUGAGAGAACUUGUGCUUAAUGGAGUGAACAUGACUUCAGUUAAUCCUUGUUUCUUCAUGAAUCUCUCUUCUUCUUUGACUACUCUUCGUCUUUUUUAUUGUCAGUUAAGAGGAAACUUUCCAAACAGUAUUUUUCGCUUUCCAAAUCUCAAGGAUUUUUAUUUAGGUGGAAAGGGAAACCUCGCUAUUGAUCCUUUUAGUUCCAAUUGGAGCAGUCCUCUGCAACGGUUGCAUUUAGAUGUCACAGAUUGCGGAAGGCGAUUGCCAGAGUCUAUAGGAGAUCUAAAGUCAUUACAGUCUCUGACUCUUUUUGACUGCAACUUGGAGGGUUCCAUUCCAGCUUCCAUAGGGAACUUAUCUCAACUUACAUACCUAGUCCUCUCUGAUAACAAUCUUAGCGGACAAAUCCCAACAUCACUUGCAAACCUCACACAACUUACCCUUCUUUCCCUGUCCAAUAAUCAGUUUUCUGGUCCCAUUCCAGCUUCCAUAGGUAACUUAAGGCAACUAACUGAUCUAAGCCUCUCUUUUAACAAUUUUAAUGGACAAAUCCCAACAUCACUUGCAUACCUCACACAACUUAGUGAUCUUUACCUUUCAAAUAAUCAGUUUUCUGGUCCCAUUCCUUUUGAUGCAAGUAGGCAUUCAAAUGGUCUGCAAAGCCUAGUGGUAUCCAAAAAUAGCAUUCAUGGAAAUAUUCCCCAAUGGAUAUGCGAAAAGGAUGAUCUUGAAAUUCUUGACCUUUCUCAUAACAAUUUAAUCGGGAAGAUUCCAAAUUGUCUUUCUAAGUCUCUCUCAGUGUUGGAUUUGCAAGCCAAUUACUUUGAUGGAAAUAUACCUUUUGGGUUUCCAAAGGGCUGUGGAUUAAGAAAUCUCAACUUACAUGGAAAUCAAAUGGACGGGCCAUUACCAAGGUCUUUGGUGAAUUGUAGCAAGUUAGAGGUUCUAGACGUUGGCAACAACAACAUAGAGGAUUCAUUCCCUCAUUGGUUGGAAUCUCUACCAGACCUUCAAGUGCUUGUCUUAAGGUCCAACAAGUUCCACGGUUCUGUGCAGAGCAUCAAAGAAAGUCCAUCUUUCCUCAGGUUACGAGUUCUGGACCUCUCCAACAAUGGUUUUCUUGGUUCUUUGCCUGUUCGGUACAUCGAAAAUUUUAAAGCGAUGAUGGAACUUUAUAGAGAUGAGGGUUCUCCUGAAUACAUGAAUGUCAGUUCUUAUCAAUAUUCACUGGUUGUGACAUGGAAGGGAUUUGACUAUGAGCUGCAGGGAAUCUUGACCGUAUUCAGUAGUAUUCAUCUCUCAAAUAACAUGUUUGAGGGAGAAAUUCCAGAUGUUAUUGGAAAGCUUAGUUCUCUCAAAGGGCUUAAUCUUUCUCAUAACAACCUUACUGGUCAUAUUCCACCAUCACUAGGGAAUUUGACAAAUCUGGAAUCGUUGGAUCUCUCUUCCAACGAGCUGGCGGGGAAAAUUCCUGAUGAAUUGGUAUCUUUGACACAACUCUCUGUAUUGAAUCUUUCAAAUAAUCAUCUUGUCGGGCGCAUACCGCAGGGCAGUCAGUUCAACACCUUUGAAAAUGGUUCUUAUGAAGGAAACCUUGGACUAUGUGGAAUCCCAUUGUCACAAUCUUGCGACGGAAUUGGGAUACCGCCGAGCUCCUUCCAAGAAAAAGAUGAGUUGUGGAGAUUUGACUGGAGAGUUGUGGUGUUAGGCUAUGGAUGUGGAGUUGUUUUUGGACUGCUGAUGGGAUAUCUUUGGGGAAUCUGGAUUUUGAUGGAAUCAUCUCGGGGAUAUAACUGUAAUUGUCAUGUUGGGAAGGGUGAGGUUUUAGGCCUGGAUUUGGAGUCUCUGAAGAUUUUGCUGAAGUGGGGGGUCUUUCUGGGGGCGAUGUUUUAUGGUUUUUUGGUUUUCUGGUGCAAGAGGGUGCUUGCGGUGGAGGAAGUGGUGAAUGCAAGGUACGGAGUGAUUGAGCAGUGGGUAUUGUUGUUGAGGAAUGCGUGGCCUAAGGUUAGUGAUCAAUCUCUCACAGUCUAUGAUAUCUUGUCUGUUGGGAUGGGUGGCCUUAGUGGAUUGAAGAUCUUUGUGAAAGUUCUGUCCCUUGCGUUUCAAGCUGGAAUCGUUGAGCCAUUCUAUGGUACAAUUUGCUUAUACAAUAGGGAGAGAAGAGAAAAAUUGUCAGAAGAUUUCUAUCUUAGCAUUCUACCAACUGAAAUGCGGGAUACUUAUAAAGUAUCUUUAGAACCUGGUGGACUUUUCUAUUUAGAUGCUCCGUCAGCAUCUGUGUGUCUACUAAUCCAAUUAGAGAAGCCUGCAACAGAAGAAGGGGGAGUGACUCCUUCUGUUUAUUCAUGUAAAGAACCUCAAGAUAAUUGUGAAAUUAGUAAUUCUUCAGUGGAUUUUCAUCCAUACUGAUUUUCAUCCAUAUUCAUUCAUCUAUGCUCCUUCUGCUACAUAUUACCAUACUUUCUUUUAUCUAUGCUUCCUUACACAUUAUAAAUGACUUCUAUUUUGCUUGCAUUGAUCUUUUUGUUACUCUAAUGUUUUGGAUCAGUUGAUUAUGAAAUUGUUUCUCAUAGCAAUGGCUUCUGAUUUUCUGCCUCACUCUUUUUUCUUUUUUUUUGUUUUCUUUAUUAUAACAGGAUCCUAAACGCAAGGUCCAUAAACCUGUGAAAGGUGUUUUAAGACUGGAAAUUGAGAAGCACCAGACAU